Molecule: messenger RNA, 1430 nt
Organism: Chiloscyllium plagiosum (whitespotted bambooshark)
Lineage: Eukaryota; Metazoa; Chordata; Chondrichthyes; Orectolobiformes; Hemiscylliidae
Source: RefSeq, a predicted model, not a curated record
GUCUGUCGAUGCAGUGCAGUGAUGAUGAAAUCUUAAACUGUGGCAAUUAGACAAACAUUUGCAAAGUGCUCACACAUUGUUCUCUGUCUCGCUGUCUGUCUUUCUGCAUCUCUCUCUCUCUCUGUCUCUCUCUCUCGGGUAUUUUGUUCCAUUUGAUUCAGGUAAAGUAGCGAUUCUGCAGUGGAGUGUACCCCUCUUCACUGAGAUGACAAAAUGGAGGGGAAGGUAUCGCUGUGAACUAACCUCUUAAUUUUUUGUCCUUUUGUUAUCUGGAGUUUGUAGUUUUUUUUUGUUUGUAUAAUGUUAAUUCUGACACCUUUCUUCCCCCCCCUCCGAAAACAAGGUGCAGGAGAGCAAAUCUGAAGCAAAUCCUGGCACGCUGCAAUGGAAACCUUUGUACUCAGACCAGCUAGUUAGCCACACACUGCGCACAAUGCAGUGUCUAGUAAUCCCAAAGUAUUAGUUCGUAGUUAGUGAGGAACAAAAAUCCCUGGUAAUGAAACGAGUCUACAAAACGCCCGCUCGCACACUUGAGAUUCUUCAAGAUGACUUCGACAUCUAAGUUCCGCUCCAAGUAUCACCCAGAUGAAGCUGGGAAACGGAAACAAGAGGCUGACUACGGCCUCCGCACACGCCUCAGUGUGUACUGUUACCUGAUGGAACACAGCUGGUUCGAGGGCCUUUCACUUGACAUUGAUAAAGCCAAUAUCAUCAUGAAGGCUUUAGACGCUGCUGUCAUAAAGAUGGAGGGUGGAACGGAAAACGACGUGAAAAUACUAGAGCUGGAGGAUGAAGAGGAAAAGGCAGAAAAAUCCGAACCCGGGAAGAAGGAAGAAGGGAGGCUCAUGGAUAGUGACAAGAAAGUGGUGGAAAAGGAAGACGCCAGCAAAAAGGCAGAAACCAGUCAGCCAGCCGAGGAAGAGAAGAAGGACAAGGAAGAUGGUAAAUCGAAAGAAUCGCCCGGGCAAGAGGAGGAAGAGAAGGGUGAAGAGGGAGAAGAGAAGGAUGACACUGAACAGUCUCAGGUAGUCAAGGAGAGCCCAGUCUCAGUGAAAGCUGUGAAGAAGCGAAAGAGGAAACGCAGCGGUGAAGACAGUUACGAUGAGGACGAUGCCUCACGCUCCGACUCAGAGUCAGAGUGUGAAGUGGCUCUGACAACUGGGGAGAGAACUGAGCAGGACCCUUCAGGCAAGCCGAAGGGAGAGGGGGAGAAAAGCCAAAAGGAAGCCAGAGCGCAGCUCCGAGACUGUGAGCUGAGCCCGGUGGUGAAUCGGGAUUUGGCCCGCCGUGUCCGCAGUAUUAACGGUAUCACGCAGCACAAACAGAUUGUUCGCAACGACAUCAAACUCGCAGCUAAACUCAUCCACUCACUGGACGACCGCUCGCAACUGUGGUCCUCUGAGACCGUCACUGAGGAAGGCCGCGUUGAG